AUGAACCUUGACGUCGCUCAUGAGCAUGAAUAUGUUGUGUUCACUCCUAUGAUUAAAGUAAUGAUUCUUCUGUUCUACGCCUUAUUCGUACAGGAGGUUCUGUCAUGGCCUGACGGUGCUCCGUGCCUUCAUGCAGCGUACGAAAGCAUGAAUCCUCUCGAGGCGGUAGAACAUCAAGGCGGCCUACAGUUAACUCCGCCACCGUACGAGAUUAAAGUAGAUCAGAAGUGCUACUGGAGGAACCAGCCUGUUACCUUGCAUCUUCAAGGGCUAAAUGAUACUGUUUGGUACAAAGGCUUCGUUAUCCAACCUUUUGAAUGGAACAAUGGUCAACUCGGACAAAGAAUGGGACAGCUGAUGCGCCUUGAUGACAACGGCUCUUGGCAGCAGCAGUGUUUCAGAUUCAAAAACUCUGCUACACAUUCUCAUGACGAGAAGAAGAAACAUAUACGACUGUGGUGGAAGAUUGACGAGGACAGCAGGACCGUACAAGCUACCGUAGUUAGACAUCAGACGAUGUUCUGGGUGAAAUCCGUGCUAUCGCCACCGAUUCCGCCGUGUCGAGUGUCGAAGAACGGUAUUGAGAACUACCAGAAACCGCUGCCGACUCCGCCACCACCAGUGAAGCAAUUCAAAAUGGACACCAAUAGAGUAUUCGGUGGCGAC
Messenger RNA from Ostertagia ostertagi, 666 nucleotides. The record is from the annotation of a GenBank genome assembly. Lineage: Eukaryota; Metazoa; Nematoda; Chromadorea; Rhabditida; Trichostrongylidae.